AAGAUGGAGAUUUAAAAAAGUGAAUCCCUAUUUCACCCAUCUUAGAGACAACAAAAUCACAACUGAAUGGAAGGCAGCUCCUAAAUCAGUUGCAUUAAGACAACACUAUCAAGAGUUUAAGAAAACCUUCAAGACAAAAAACAGAGACUAUUUUAGCAAAACAGCUCAAGAAGUAGAAAGUUCUCUAAAAACUAAAGAAAAAAAGGAAUCAAAAGAAGAAGCAAUGAGUAUAAAAACAUUUAAUAAGCAAAAGAUAAAGGAUAUCUCUUAUAACACAGAUGAUGAAAUGCAAGACACUCAAAAAGAAGCUGAACAAGCAACCACUUUCUCAGAAGCAGAACUUACAACAAGAGAUGAGCUUGCAUUAGAUGGCUCAUUUUUUAAAGAUAACAACAAAGAGAAUAACUCUCCUCAAGAGAAUAUAUUGUCAGCAAUUCCAAUGGAAGAAGACUUUACAACU
Racocetra persica is the source of this 460-nucleotide messenger RNA. NCBI's taxonomy places the organism in Eukaryota, Fungi, Glomeromycota, Glomeromycetes, Diversisporales, Gigasporaceae. The record is from the annotation of a GenBank genome assembly.